This is a messenger RNA of Pelmatolapia mariae (spotted tilapia), 1182 nucleotides long. Its product is annotated as interferon-inducible GTPase 5-like. Gene Ontology annotation, cellular component: membrane. Lineage: Eukaryota; Metazoa; Chordata; Actinopteri; Cichliformes; Cichlidae. Gene Ontology annotation, molecular function: GTP binding. The coding region runs from base 1 to 1182 and encodes 393 amino acids. The transcript has 2 exons. The record is from RefSeq and is a predicted model, not a curated record.
AUGGAGGAUCCAGAUGAUUCGUGCCCAGAAGAAAUUCCUGGAGUUAAAGAAGCUCUGAAGAACAACGACACGGCCGGAGCAGCAAAAAGGAUUAAAGAAUAUUUAGAAAAGCAAACUAAUGUCUCGUUAAAUAUCGCCAUCACAGGAGAAAGUGGUGCAGGUAAAUCCACCUUUAUUAAUGCCUUCAGGGGGAUAAAGAACAGAGACGAGGGCGCUGCUCCUACUGGUGUCACAGAAACUACGUCAGAGGUCACACCGUACCCCCAUCCAGAUAAUCCCAACGUCACUUUAUGGGAUCUUCCUGGAAUCGGAACCAAAGACUUCCCAGCGAGGAAGUACCUGAAGCUUGUUGGGUUUGACAAGUAUGACUUCUUCCUCAUCAUCUCAGACACUCGCUUCAGAGAAAACGACGUGAAACUCGCUCAGAAGAUUCAGAAGAUGAAGAAAAAUUUCUACUUUGUUCGCUCAAAGAUCGACAACGAUAUCCGAGCCGAGGAAAGUGUUUCAGACUCCAGCAAAGAGAAAACUCUCACAAAAAUCAGAGACGACUGCAUUCAGCGACUCAAAGACUUAGGCAUCGAGUCUCCACGAGUCUUCCUAAUGUCGAGUUUUCAGCUCCACAAGUACGACUUCUCUCUCUUACAAGAGACCUUAGAGAGAGAGCUUCCCAAAGAUAAGAGGGACACUCUGCUGUAUGUCAUGCCCAACGUCAACCCCGACGUCAUCAGCAAGAAGAAAAAAGCUUUAAAGGUACACUUAUAUCUCUUGGCCACUCUGUCUGCAGCUGCUGCAGCUGUUCCCGUUCCCGGGCUUUCUGUUGCUGUUGAUGUUGCUGUGCUGAUUGGUGCUGUCACACAUUUUGUACAUGCGUUUGGUCUCGAUGUCCAAUCUCUGAAGAGACUCGCUAUCAGAACAGCUGUGUCAUACACUGAGCUGCGUGAUGUCAUCAUUUCACCAGUGGCUGCGAAGGAAAUUACUAAAGAGCUCUUCCUGAAGGUGUUCGCCCAACUUGGAGGAGCAGCUGGAUUAAUUGGAGCAGAGGAAGUGUCCAGAUUCAUUCCCAUAGUGGGAAUCCCGGUAGCCAUGAGCCUCUCCUUCAUCACGACCUACAGAGUUCUGAACUUUAUCCUCAAGCAGCUCGCUGAAGACGCUCAGAAGGUGUUAAAGAAGGCUCUGGUCUGA